GCGAUAUGCUAAACAAUUCUCCUACAAUGGAGGAUCUCGACGGAGGAAUGGCAAGUGAUGUAGAGAGAGAAGAGGAAGAAGCUGUGACCGACUUACUCCGAGAUCGAUUCAGAUUAUGCACCAUCUCCAUUGCUGAAGGUGAGGCGAAACAAUGCGGUAUGGAGGUUUCUCAACCGAUCAUCACAUGUAUAUCUGAUUUAGCCUUCAAGUUUGCAGAACAGCUAGCAAAAGACCUAGAAUUAUUUGCACAGCAUGCUGGUCGUAAGUCCGUAAACAUGGAAGACGUUAUUCUUUCCGCACAUCGGAAUGAUCACCUGGCUGCCUCAUUGAGGUCCUUCUGCAAUGACCUCAAAACAAAAGAGCCCAAUUUGGAGAGGAAGAGGAAGAAGAAUCCCAGAAGGGAAGGUAGAGUUGCUCCAGAUUUACUUCGUACUCCAGACACUUAGAUUAGAGGUAUGCCCAGUUUCACCAUGUGUCCAGUUAGCCUAAUAGCUUAGUGAGAGCAGCAUCUGUGCAGCAACCACAACCUUUUGAAGUAAACAGG
Solanum verrucosum is the source of this 544-nucleotide messenger RNA. RefSeq names its product protein MHF1 homolog. Gene Ontology annotation, biological process: resolution of meiotic recombination intermediates; replication fork processing. NCBI's taxonomy places the organism in Eukaryota, Viridiplantae, Streptophyta, Magnoliopsida, Solanales, Solanaceae. The transcript has a single exon. Gene Ontology annotation, molecular function: protein heterodimerization activity; chromatin binding. The coding region runs from base 6 to 446 and encodes 146 amino acids. Gene Ontology annotation, cellular component: FANCM-MHF complex; Fanconi anaemia nuclear complex. The record is from RefSeq and is a predicted model, not a curated record.